Coregonus sp. 'balchen' is the source of this 15576-nucleotide messenger RNA. The record is from the annotation of a GenBank genome assembly. NCBI's taxonomy places the organism in Eukaryota, Metazoa, Chordata, Actinopteri, Salmoniformes, Salmonidae.
GGGGAGAAUGACCUCACUGCUCUCAGCUUCCUACACGAGCCUGUUGUUCUUCACAACCUGAGAGUCCGAUUCCUGGACUACAGCAGCAUCUACACCUACUGUAGUAAAGGACAGAGGGAGGGAAUAUGAUGGAGGGACAUAGUGAGAGAGGAAUGGUAGGAAUAGGUUGAAGGAGAAAGUGAGAGAUAGGGGGUGUGGGUCUUUCUUCAGAUUCCGUUUGGCCAUAGGACAGAUGCAGUUCCUGUGUGCUCCUGCUUUUAGGGUCAUGACCUCAUAAUGCAAUCUUUACUAAAUGUAAAGUUAGUUGAAGCAAUUUCGAUAUACACUGAGUGUGGAAAACAUUAGGAACACCUGCUCUUUCCAUGACAUAUACUGACCAGGUGAAUCCAGGUGAAAGCUAUGAUCCCUUAUUGAUGUCACAUAUUAAAUCCACUUCAAUCAGUGUAGAUGAAGGGGAGGAGACAGGUUAAAGAAGGAUUUUUAAGCCUUGAGACAGUUGAGUCAUGGAUUGUGUAUGUGUGCCAUUCAGAGUGUGAACGGGCAAAACAAAAUAUUUAAGUGCCUUUGAAUGGCGUAUGGUAGUAGGUGCCAGGCACACCGGUUUGUGUCAAGAACCGCAAAGCUGCUGGGUUUUUCACACUCAACAGUUUCUCCGAGUGUAUCAAGAAUAGUCCACCACCCAAAGGACAUCCAGCCAACGCGACACAGCUGUGGGAAGCAUUGGAGUCAACAUGGGCCAGCAUCCCUGUGGAAUGCUUUCGACACCUUGUGGAGUCCAUUCCCCAACGAAUUGAGGCUGUUCUGAGGGAAAAAAUAUUUUUUCAUCAAUAUUAGGAAGGUGUGCUUAAUGUUUUGUACACUCAGUGUAUUAAAGGUCAUAAAUAAAAAAUAAUAUGUUGUAUUCCUACAGAUCCUUUCAUUCUACCAAUAACACUGAAAGUUUCACCCACCGUUCAUUCCAGGUAUUGUGUUAGUGGCUCUCAACCUGUAUGACCAGCUGCCCAUCUAUGGAGAGGAGGUGAUAGAUGCCUGCAGAGGGCAGGACAUGGCUGACGCGGAGCCUCACAGCUUCUCUGUGGCAGAAGAGGCCUACCGCACCAUGACCAGGUCAGGGGUUAAAGGUCAAGAGCCAGGGGUCACCCUCCUUGGCCUCCAUUUUAUAUGCCCUUUGUUACCUCAAAACACUGCCGUUUUGCCUGCUCUUUGGGGGUUUGGUUGAGGGUUGCUGUUGUUUGUAAAGAUCUACAGGUAAAAUGUCAGUGACUUAUGGAUGUUCUUGGGUCUGAAAACAACAGAGCCUUUGAUCGAAUCUCUUCACCCUGCGUGACAAAUGAUUCUGGAAAUAGGAAUGGCUAUUGAGUGGGUAGUUGUCUCUAUGUGCAGGGAGGAUAAGAACCAGUCCAUUAUAAUCAGUGGGGAGUCUGGUGCAGGGAAAACAGUCUCUACUAAGUUCACCAUGCACUACUUUGCCGUGGUGGGCGGAGCAGCCCAGCAGACCAGUGUGGAGGAGAGAGUACUGGCCUCCAACCCCAUCAUGGAGGUACUGACAUGUGGGUGAAUGUGUGGAUGAAUUCCGCUUUCCUGCAGUCAAAUGACCUCAAAUGGCCUCAUAGGUGGAAUGUUAUUAAUAUUUUUCAUAAUUUCAUAAUUAAUCAACAUUAUUUAUUUUUUUACGCAGAAAAUCCGGUGUUUCGAUGUCAAACAGUUUUAUUAUAUUUCAGUAUUCUGUGAUGUAUAUACUGUAAAGUGUAAUAUUGGGAUGCAAACUCAAAAUUGAAUACAUUUCAACUCUAUAUCUGACAUGGUACAGGUGUCUUCAUUUUUUAAGCCCAUAACCAUGUGUGUGAGGUGUAAACUUUUGUUUCAAAGUAGAUUUGUUUAAGACUACCAAAAUACCCUCUGUAUGACCCUGAUUUCGCCCACUGCAGUAAAAGUUUAACCUGUAAAGCUGUUCAAGAUUUUAAUUUUUGAAGAGUGUGAUUUUGGAAAAAGCGUAUGAAAAAUGAGUACUGUAUUGUAUCAGUAUUCAGUUCUAAAGGUAAUAGCUAAAACGAUGUAAUCUAUCAUAAUUAUGAUUCUCUCCUUUACUCUUUAGUCCAUUGGGAAUGCUAAGACUACUUGCAACGACAACAGUAGCCGGUUUUGGAAAUACAUUGAGAUAGGCUUCAGACGGAAGGGCGAUAUCAUUGGGGCCAACAUGAGGACGUACCUGCUGGAGAAGUCUCGAGUCGUCUUCCAAGCGUCACAGGAGAGGAAAUACCACAGAUGAGAUGAGAGUCCUCAAACUGGGUGAGACCGCAUAAUAAUAAUAUGCCAUUUAGCAGACGCUUUUAUCCAAAGUGACUUACAGUCAGUCAUGUGUGCCUACAUUUUUAUGUAUGGGUGGUCCCGGGGAUCGAACCCACUACCCUGGCGUUACAAGUGCCAUGCUCUACCAAUUGAGCUACAGAGGACCACAUAGAAUUCAUUAACCUAUUACAACAAUAACAGGGAACACAUGAACAUCAGUGUAUUUCAGAAUGGGUUCAUUAAGUGAGUGUUUUGAUGUGUGUCUCUGUAGGUGGUGCUGAAACGUUACACGAACCAAGGAGGAGAAGAUUCCAUGCAGAUCCUAGGCACUGAUGAUGUAGUAGAUCUGCUGCUAUGCAUUCACUAUACUGGGUUUACAGCAUCUAUAUUACAUAUAUCUAUGCUAACAUGUUUACUCUGCAUAUAGUCCUAUCCAGUAGGAUCAUGCUGCUAUGUGUGCUCCUACAGGUGGGUCUCCUGACCAGCAGAUGGAGCCCUUCAGGAUCCUGGCAGUCUGCACCUGGGCAAUGUCAACAUCCAGGCCAGUGGGAGAGGUCGUGAUUGAAGUUACAUUGAUGUAAGAUUCUUUUUUUAAAGUACUUUUUCCACAUUAUAUCCCUGAAACUCACAAAAGUAUCUCAAAUAUCCCAUAACCAGAGGAAGGACCAUUCCCUGGCGGUGUUUUCCAAGCUGCUGGGGGUGGAGCGGACCCAGAUGGCCCACUGGCUGUGCCACCGCAGGCUGGCAGUAGGGGGAGAGAUGAUGGUCAGCAGGCCCUAGAGGCCCGGGACGCCCUGGCCAAGCAUGUGUACGGUCAGCUGUUCACCUGGACCAUGACCCGGCUCAACUCAGCCCUCCAUGCCCAGAGGGAGCAGGCCAAGUAAUUUAUUGGGGUGCUGGACAUCUAUGGGUGAGUAGCAAGGACAAGGAGUAACACUUGAAAUUAAGUUGGUCUUAUACUUGUGUAGUGACACUGUCGUAACAACAUGGUAUUAACAUAUUCCCCUCUUUGUCCAUUUCUCUUUGGCAGGUUUGAGACCUUUGAAAGGAACAGUUUUGAACAGUUCUGUAUAAAUUAUGCCAAUGAGAAACUGCAGCAGCAAUUCAACAGGGUGAGUCACCAAGUGAGUGCCUGCUAGCGUGUGCAUAAAUAUGAAUGUCUGUUUCCAUGAACUGGUUAUCCUCAUUUCCCCUCAGUAACCCUUGGUCUUCCUCUCCUCACCUCAGCACGUGUUCCAGUUGGAGCAGGAGGAGUAUGUCCGUGAGGAGGUGCCAUGGAGCACGACAUAGUUCAGUGACAACCAGCCGUGCAUCGCUGUCAUCGAGGGACAGCUGGGCCUGCUGGAUGAGGAGUGCAGGGUCAGUCACAGUCCUGGUUUCUAUCGAGACCACAUUGUGUUGUGUCUGCUUUGUGUUAAUGUGUCCAAACCGGCUUGAAAUACGAUGAAUAAUGUACUCAGGAUAUGAUACUAAAUCAUCACUGAGUGCACUGGCAAGCCAAGAAUGCUUUGUGGUGGAUUUGAAAAAUAGACUGUUGUCUUAAGUCCAAAAAGCAUGUUCUGCCAGAAAAAGUAUUGUUCUAUUAAAAGUCAAACUUCAAAGUAUUUAUAUAAAAAGCAAAAGAUUUCUCAAAUGUAUAUUGAUCUACAAAAACCUUACUCCCAUGGUGUCUGUUUCCUUGAUCAGCUGGGCUAGGAAGCUGUAUGAUCAGCUGGGCUAGGAAGCUGUAUGAUCAGCAUCAGAGUAAUGACCCAGUCCACACUUCUGCAAACCUCGCUUGUCUAACUCUGCCUUCACCUUCCUGCACUUCGCUGACACGUGAGGCAAAAUCUGAAAAGAUUCAAUGUUUUUAUACAAUAAGUGCUGAAAGUUAUUUACCUUUCUUUCAUGUUAAUCAGGUGCAAUAUGAAUGUGAUGGCUUUUUAGACAAGAACCAGGACACAGUUUUUGAGGAACCCAUCAACAUCCUGAGAGCUAGUCAGGUAUACAUGUCCAUGCCGUCUCUUUUUACUUAAACUCAUUGUAUAAAUGGAACAAGGACUGCAUGAACACUCUUAGAAAAAAAGGUGCUAUCUAGAACCGCAAAGGGUUCUUCGACUGUUCCCAUAGGAGAACCCUUUGUAGAACCCAUUUUGGUACUAGGUAGGACCCUUUUGGUUCCAGGUAGAACCCUUUGGGGUUCAUUGUAGAACCCUUUCCACAGAGGUUUCUACAUGGAACCCAAAAGGGUUCUACCUGGAACCAAAAAGGGUUCUCCUAUAAGGACAGUCGAAGAACCCUUUUGAAACCCUUUUUUCUAAGAGUGUAGGGAUGAUCUACAGCUUUCCCCUUGUCAAAACUCUUGGCUCAUUGUUGUAACCUCCUUGUCCUACUGUACGUAUUUGAGUGCAUCUCUAGAAGAGGUGUCCUCUUCUCAUUUUGAGGGAGGCUUUACUGAGGAACCAGCUCUCAGCUGUCCACUUUUGUCAAUUUGUGGUGAAAUCUCGGAUCUCAUCCUAGGGUGAAAUGGACAGAAGCCUUUUUAACCUACUGUAACCCUCUCUGUUGACCUUGUGUCUGUAUUCGGUCUGUACAUUGUCUAUUGCAGCACCUAUUCACUAAGUUAAAUUCCGGGUAUCCGUAAAUGUACUUGACGAAUAAAGUGAUUCUGAUUGUCUGUCUCUCUGUCAGUCUGAGUUGGUGGCUGAGCUGUGCCAGCAGGGGGCACUCUGUCCCUGUCAAGUGGGAAGUCCUCUCUGCCCAAUGGCAGUCUGCGCUCUGGCCCUGGAAAGAGCGCUCACAGGGAACACAAACUGUGGGCUUCCAGGAAUGGUGUCUCCCCCUGCUGAUGCCAGGCAACAACACAGCCAGUAUCUACACCUAUUAUUGAAAUGCAUCUUCAUUUCCAGCUUUUUUUCAGUUGACAGAAUCUAUUUGUUUUCUUGCUGCCAUAUAAUGUCUGUAUUACUUCUUCAUCCAUGGCUUGUCGUCCUUGUUGUUCGGUGGACUCUGGGACAGGAGUGUGAGUUUGUGUGUUCCUCCAUGUUUCUCUGUGUAGUUCCGUCAGUCUCUGCAGCUGCUGAUGGACACUGAACAGCACCACCCCCCACUACGUCCGCUGCAUGAAGCCCAAUUACCUUGUGGAAAUUCUUACACAGAGACUCUCGAAGUCAGUCUUAAAUUAAUCAUUGUUUAUUAACAGUUAACUGGAGAGGUUCCAACAAACUUGAUGCACCAUAGUGAACGUCUGGCAGGAGCUCUAACGGGGCAGUCCCUUUAGUUCUCUUAUAUACUGCAGACAAGUCAUAUUUGCAUGAUUUAGCUUAUUCAUAAUUAAUUCAUCAUUAACGUUUGCUUCCUUCAUGUGACCGACCAAUACUGGGUCAUGUAUGUGACAGACCAAUACCUCACGAGGCUUCUUCUCUAAGCUGAGACCUUGAUACUGAGAUAUCUUUCGUUCUCAAAACAAGGGUCUGAGCGUACUGCCAAAUUGCACAUACUGAUAGUGAGGAUACGCUCAGUCAGUCACUUGCAUGAACACAGAAAACGGUUAUUAGAAAAGCACAAACAUAGAACACAGAAAUGUAUAAAUAGAAAAGCACCAAUAUUCCAUCACAACCUCAAAGAGCCUUUUGUGUGAGUCAGACCCCUGUGCUCCAGCUCCAACUGUGUGUGUGUGUGUGUGUGUGUGUGUGUGUGGUGGGGUAGGUGUGUAUGUGUGCAAUGUGAUAAACAGUGUGUAUCCAGUGUGGCGCGAGGUGUGUUAACCUCUUAAGGAUCGGACCCUGUUUUUCAAUUUUCGCCUAAAAAGGAUAUGCAUAUUCUUGAUACCAUUUGAAAGGAAACACUUUGAAGUUUGUGGAAAUGUGAAAUUAAUGUAGGAGAAUAACACAUUAGAUCUGGUAAAAGAUAAUACAAACAAAAAAACAUGCGUUUUCUAUUAAUUUUUUUGUUCCAUCAUCUUUGAAAUGCAAGAGAAAGGCCACAAUAUAAUAUUGCAGUUUAGGCGCAAUUUAGAUGUUGGCCACUAGAUGGCAGCAGUGUGUGUGCAAAGUUUCAGAUUGAUCCAGUGAAGCAUUGCAAUACUGGACUAUUUUGUAUCAAGUCUGCCCAAAUGUGCCUAAUUGGUCAAUUGAUACAUUUUCAAGUACAUAACUAUGGAGAACAUACAAAAAUGAUAUGGUAAUACAAAAUGUAAGUUUACACAUUCCCAGGAAUGUCAUACAUGAUGGAUCAUGUAUGACAUUAGCUGGAGGGGUGCUCUCAUCUGGAGGGGUGCUCUCAUCUUAUCUACCAACAUAGAUAGGGCUCUAACUCCUCUAGCCCCACAGUGAAAUAGGGUGCAGGCCAGGCAGCAGGCUGUUAGCCAACCUGCCAGCUUAGUGGAGUCUGCCAAUAGCAUAGUCAGUGUAGUCAGCUCAGCCAUACCCAUUGAGACUGUGUCUGUGCCUCGACCUAGGUUGGGCAAAACUAAACAUGGCGGUGUUCGCCUUAGCAAUCUUAUUAGGAUAAAGACCUCCUCCAUUCCUGCCAUUAUUGAAAGAGAUCGUGAUACCUCACAUCUCAAAAUAGGGUUACUUAAUGUUAGAUCCCUCACUUCAAAGGCAGUCAUAGUCAAUGAACUAAUCACUGAUCAUAAUCUUGAUGUGAUUGGCCUGACUGAAACAUGGCUUAAGCCUGAUGAAUUUGCUGUGUUAAAUGAGGCCUCACCUCCUGGUUACACUAGUGACCAUAUUCCCAGUGCAUCCCGCAAAGGCGGAGGUGUUGCUAACAUUUACGAUAGCAAAUUUCAAUUUACAAAAAAAAAAAUGCCGUUUUCGUCUUUUGAGCUUCUAGUCAUGAAAUCUAUGCAGCCUACUCAAUCACUUUUUAUAGCUACUGUUUACAGGCCUCCUGGGCCAUAUACAGCGUUCCUCUCUGAGUUUCCUGAAUUCCUAUCAGACCUUGUAGUCAUAGCAGAUCAUAUUCUAAUUUUUGGUGAUUUUAAUAUUCACAUGGAGAAGUCCACAGACCCACUCCAAAAGUCUUUCGGAGCCAUCAUCGACUCAGUGGGUUUUGUCCAACAUGUCUCUGGACCUACUCACUGCCACAGUCAUACUCUGGACCUAGUUUUGUCCCAUGGAAUAAAUGUUGUAGAUCUUAAUGUUUUUCCACAAAAUCCUGGACUAUCGGACCACCAUUUUAUUACGUUUGCAAUCGCAACAAAUAAUCUGCUCAGACCCCAACCAAGGAGCAUCAAAAGUCGUGCUAUAAAUUCUCAGACAACACAAAAAUUCCUUGAUGCCCUUCCAGACUCCUUCUGCCUACCCAAGGACGUCAGAGGACAAAAAUCAGUUAACCACUUAACUGAGGAACUCAAUUUAACCUUGCGCAAUACCCUAGAUGCAGUUGCACCCCUAAAAACGAAAAACAUUUGUCAUAAGAAACUAGCUCCCUGGUAUACAGAAAAUACCUGAGCUUUGAAGCAAGCUUCCAGGAAAUUGGAACGGAAAUGGCGCCACACCAAACUGGAAGUCUUCCGACUAGCUUGGAAAGACAGUACCGUGCAGUACCGAAGAGCCCUCACUGCUGCUCGAUCAUCCUACUUUUCCAACUUAAUCGAGGAAAAUAAGAACAAUCCAAAAUUUAUUUUUGAUACUGUUGCAAAGCUAACUAAAAAGCAGCAUUCCCCAAGAGAGGAUGGCUUUCACUUCAGCAGUAAUAAAUUCAUGAACUUCUUUGAGGAAAAGAUCAUGACCAUUAGAAAGCAAAUUACGGACUCCUCUUUGAAUCUGCGUAUUCCUCCAGGGCUUAGCUGUCCUGGAUCUGCACAGCUCUGCGAGGGCCUGGGAUCGGGAGAGACACUUAAGUGUUUUAGUACUAUAUCUCUUGACACAAUGAUGAAAAUAAUCAUGGCCUCUAAACCUUCAAGCUGCAUACUGGAUCCUAUUCCUACUAAACUGCUGAAGGAGCUGCUUCCUGUGCUUGGCCCUCCUAUGUUGAACAUAAUAAACAGCUCUCUAUCCACCGGAUGUGUACCAAACUCACUAAAAGUGGCAGUGAUAAAGCCUCUCUUGAAAAAGCCAAACCUUGCCCUGGAAAAUAUAAAAAACUAUCGGCCUAUAUCGAAUCUUCCAUUCCUCUCAAAAAUUUUAGAAAAAGCUGUUGCGCAGCAACUCACUGCCUUUCUGAAGACAAACAAUGUAUACGAAAUGCUUCAGUCUGGUUUUAGACCCCAUCAUAGCACUGAGACUGCACUUGUGAAGGUGGUAAAUGACCUUUUAAUGGCGUCAGACCGAGGCUCUGCAUCUGUCCUCGUGCUACUAGACCUUAGUGCUGCCUUUGACACCAUCGAUCACCACAUUCUUUUGGAGAGACUGGAAACCCAAAUUGGUCUACACGGACAAGUUCUGGCCUGGUUUAGAUCUUACCUGUCGGAAAGAUAUCAGUUUGUCUCUGUGAAUGGUCUGUCCUCCGACAAAUCAACUGUACAUUUCGGUGUUCCUCAAGGUUCCGUUUUAGGACCACUAUUGUUUUCACUAUAUAUUUUACCUCUUGGGGAUGUUAUUCGAAAACAUAAUGUUAACUUUCACUGCUAUGCGGAUGACACACAGCUGUACAUUUCAAUGAAACAUGGUGAAGCCCCAAAAUUGCCCUCGCUAGAAGCCUGUGUUUCAGACAUAAGGAAGUGGAUGGCUGAAAACUUUCUACUUUUAAACUCGGACAAAACAGAGAUGCUUGUUCUAGGGCCCAAGAAACAAAGAGAUCUUCUGUUAAAUCUGACAAUUCAUCUUGAUGGUUGUAAAGUCGUCUCAAAUAAAACUGUGAAGGACCUCGGCGUUACUCUUGACCCUGAUCUCUCUUUUGACGAACAUAUCAAGACUGUUUCAAGGACAGCUUUUUUCCAUCUACGUAACAUUGCAAAAAUCAGAAAUUUUCUGUCCAAAAAUGAUGCAGAAAAAUUAAUCCAUGCAUUUGUUACUUCUAGGUUAGACUACUGCAAUGCUCUACUUUCCGGCUACCCGGAUAAAGCACUAAAUAAACUUCAGUUAGUGCUAAAUACGGCUGCUAGAAUCCUGACUAGAACCAAGAAAUUUGAUCAUAUUACUCCAGUGCUAGCUUCCCUACACUGGCUUCCUGUUAAGGCAAGGGCUGAUUUCAAGGUUUUACUGUUAACCUAUAAAGCGUUACAUGGGCUUGCUCCUACCUAUCUUUCCGAGUUGGUCCUGCCGUACAUACCAAUACGUACGCUACGGUCACAAGACGCAGGCCUCCUAAUUGUCCCUAGAAUUUCUAAGCAAACAGCGGGAGGCAGGGCUUUCUCCUAUAGAUCUCCAUUUUUAUGGAACAGUCUGCCUACCCAUGUGAGAGACGCAGACUCGGUCUCAACCUUUAAGUCUUUACUGAAGACUUAUCUCUUCAGUAGGUCAUAUGAUUGAGUGUAGUCUGGCCCAGGAGUGUGAAGGUGAACGGAAAGGCUCUGGAGCAACGAACAGCCCUUGCUGUCUCUGCCAGGCCGGUUCCCCUCUCUCCACUGGGGUUCUCUGCCUCUAACCCUGUUACAGGGGCUGAGUCACUGGCUUGCUGGUGCUCUUUCAUGCCGUCCCUAGGAAGGGUUGCAUCACUUGAGUGGGUUGAGUUACUGACGUGAUCUUCCUGUCUGGGUUGGCGCCCCCCCUUGGUUUGUGCUGUGGUGGAGACCUCUGUGGGCUAUACUCGGCCUUGUCUCAGGAUUGUAAGUUGGUGGUUGAGGAUAUCCCUCUAGUGGUGCGGGGGCUGUGCUUUGGCAGAGUGGGUGGGGUUAUAUCCUUCCUGUUUGGCCCUGUCCGGGGGCUUCUUCGGAUGGGGCCACAGUGUCUCCGGACCGCUCCUGUCUCAGCCUCCAGUAUUUAUGCUGCAGUAGUUUAUGUGUCGGGGGGCUGGGGUUAGUUGGUUAUACCUGGAGUACUUCUCCUGUCUUAUCCAGUGUCCUGUGUGAAUUUAAGUAUGCUCUCUCUAAUUCUCUCGUUCUCUCUUUCUCUCUGAGAACCUGAGCCCUAGGACCAUACGUCAGGACUACCGGGCAUGCUGACACCUUGCUGUCCCCAGUCCGCCUGGCCUUGCUGCUAUUCCAGUUUCAACUGUUCUGCCUGCGGUUACGAAACCCCUACCUGUCCCAGACCUGCUGUUUUCAACUCUUAAUGAUCGGCUAUGAAAAGCCAACUGAGAGACCUGAGCCCUAGGACCAUACGUCGGGACUACCGGCCGUGGUGACUCCUUGCUGUCCCCAGUCCGCCUGGCCUUGCUGCUAUUCCAGUUUAAACUGUUCUGCCUGCGGUUAUGGAACCCCUACCUGUCCCAGACCUGCUGUUUUCAACUCUUAAUGAUCGGCUAUGAAAAGCCAACUGAGAUUUAUUCCUGAUUAUUAUUUGACCAUGCUUGUCACUUAUGAACAUUUUUGAACAUCUUGGCAUGGUUCUGUUAUAAUCUCCACCCGGCACAGCCAGAAGAGGACUGGCCACCCCUCAUAGCCUGGUUCCUCUCUAGGUUUCUUCCUAGGUUUUGGCCUUUCUAGGGAGUUUUUCCUAGCCACCGUGCUUCUACACCUGCAUUACUAGCUGUUUGGGGUUUUAGGCUGGGUUUCUGUACAGCACUUCGAGAUAUUAGCUGAUGUACGAAGGGCUAUAUAAAAUAAAAUUGAUUGAUUGAUUGAUCAUUAGCUUAUACACUAACUUUCACACAUCUAGAUGGCAGGGCAUGGUGGGUGUGGAGCCAGAGACAGCAGGGGUUCAAACUGUAGAACCCAGUUCCUACAUUUGAAUAUUAAAAUGGAUUUUAUCAAACAAAACUAUGCUAUAUUUUAUCUCUGGGACCCUUAGGAUGACAAAUCAGAGCAAGAUUACUGAAUGUAAGUACAUUAUUUACCUUCAGAGGUGAAUGUAUCAGACCAGUUGCCGUGAUAAGUUUUUUGUUGUUGUGCACUCUCCUCAAACAAUAGCAUGGUAUAUUUUCACUGUAAUAGCUACUGUGAAUUGGACAGUGCAGUUGGAUUAACAAGAAUUUAAGCUUUCUGCCCAUAUAAGAUAUGUCUAUGUCCUGAAAUGUCAUGCUAAUCACAUUUGCUCAACCGUCCUGUAUAUGGGACACCGAUCCCGUAGAGGUUAAACAGUGUUUGUAUAAUGUGUUUAUUGUCAGUAGGGUGUGUGUGUGUGGUGUGUGUGUGUGUGUGUGUAGAGUGUUAAGCAGAUUUCCCCUGUCAGGUUUGACCCUAAAAGGGCAGUCCAGCAGCUGCAUGCCUGUGGGGUGCUGGAGACCAUACGCAUCAGUGCUGCAGGCUACCCAUCCAUGUACACUGUACAUUUAACAUCAGUCACAGACAAAGCCUUCAUAUACACGGUUAAUUUGCAUAUAGUAGCAUAGUUAUUUCAUAUACGUUGAAUAUUGUACCUGUCCUGUACCUAAGUUGAUGAAAAACACACAAUCCAAGGUCUCAGAGUAUUUGUACUCACUUUGUCAAACUCUGUCUCCCUCCUCACUCGAACAUCUUGGUUCCAGGGACCUAUGCAGAGUUCUGUAGCCGGUACCGGGUGCUCUUGCGCAGGGGUGGGUUUCAGACCCAGGAGCAGAUUCAGGCGUCGUGCCAGCGGGCCCUGCCAGAGAUCAUCCCAGACCGGGAACAGUACUGCUUUGGAAAGACCAAGGUGUUCUUCCGGACAGGGCAGGUAGCUCUGCUGGAGAGGAUGAGGGCAGAGAGGCUGAGGGCGGCGGGGGUGAUCAUCCAGAGCUGGGUCAGAGGCUGGCUGGGCCGCAGGAGAUACAUUAAGACCCACUUGGGCAAAACUCACCAUCCAGAGACACACCAGAGGAGCCCUGGCCAAACGGUGAGAGCAGAAUGACUGGCUGUGUGGCACGAUAACACAUCAAUGUUAUUUGACUGUGUACUGCCAUAUAGUACAAUGUGUCUCAGCAGUAGGGCAUCUACAUUUGUCCAGCUAUUCAAACUACUGUAGUGCUCUGUGUGGUGUAGGCUGGCAGACACUCUGCGCUGCACCAAGGCAGCGCUGGUCAUCCAGAAGACGGAUGUUCCUGAUGAUCCGCGAGGCCACCGUCUCCAUCCAGACCUUCACCAGGGGCACGCUGGCACAACGCCAAUACAGACUGGUGAGGAAAGGCUGGCACAAAGGCCCCACAAUCUAUCUAGCAAUAAAUCAAAUGUUUUUAUGGCUUUAAAUAUAAAAUGCAUUUCAUAUAUUUAAUACCAGGCCUAAACCUCCAGAGAUAAGGCAGGGUAGGACCCAGGAACUUCUCCUCAGUAAUAUCUGAUCCAGAUGCUAGACUGUCCUUGUACUUUAUCACAACUGUAAUCCUUUAGUUUGUAUCCAAAACCCCAGUAGGUUGUGUGUGUGAUAAUACAAUGCAUCUCUUCUUCUUCUCUUCUCCUUCCCCAGGUGGUGGUGGAGCGGGCAGCGGUGUUACUGCAGUCUGCAGUGCGUGGCUGGCUGGCCCGGCGGGUGUACAGGCGGGUGAUCGCAGCAAUGUGCUGAUACAGUGCUGUGUGAGGCGGCGGGCAGCUAGGAGGGUGCUGGUGAAGCUGAAGGCAGAGGUUCGCUCAUUGGAGAAGUUCAGAGAACUCAACAAGGGCAUGGAGUUCAAACUGAUGCAGCUGCAGCUCAGGGCUGACCAGGAGGUGAGAUGCUGGGGUUAUGGUGGGUGGUGAGAAAGGGGAUGGGAUGGUGCAUGGGUGGAGGUGUAGAAGGGUGGAGAAGCCUGGGAAGGAGAUGGUGAGGGGGCUUCAGAAGACAAUGGAUUGUUUUUUUUGGGGAUAGGUAGAGGAGACCAGGUGUUUGUAGGAGGUGGGCUGGUGGAUUUUGAGGAGGUACAUCCAGAGUGAAAAAAAUACAUGUGCAAAAUGAAUAAUACAGAAGUGAAAAUGUGUGUGUGUUUAUGUGUGUGUCUUCAGAUCACAGAUAGCAGUGCUCUGAGAGAGACCCUCCAGGAGGAGCGUAAGGCCCACAGCACUGAGCUGGAUGCCCUGCGGGGGCGCUAGUUAAACUGGAGAACCAGCUAGAGACCCAGCUCCAGGCCCAGCAGCCUCAGUCCAGCCCCGCCAUCACAGAGAAGGAGAUGGAAGAGAGGAUGGGGGCAGAGGAGAAAGCAGCCCAGGAGAUUCUACGACUCACACAGGUAGGUCUUGUUGAUCCUAAUGGAUCUGGAACAUCCCUUAUGGUUUUCUGCGGAGUAGUGGUAUUUAAGGUCACGGUCACUCACCUCUUUCUCUGUUUACAGUAGGUGAAGGCCCUGCAGGAGAGAGGGACUCUUUGGGGAAAGAGAAGGAGGAUCUGAGCACUCGCUUACUGAAGCAGGGGAAGGCUCAGGAGGGUAGGUGUAUUCAUAAUUGCUAUAUGUUUUUAUCAAUGUGUGUAUCUACAUUUGUCUGUAAUCAUGCGUACAUGUGUGUUGGUGUGUGUGUGUGUGUGUGUGUGUGUGUGUGUGUGUCCAGAGUGUGUAGUCCAGGCGCUGGCCCAGGCAGGUAAAGCUCUGACAGCUGAGCUGGAUGAAGAGGAAGUACCAGGGCCUGCUCAGAGAGUUCACCAGGCUGGAGCAGAGAUACGACAACUUCCGAGAGAUGAGCAUGUUCACUGAGGUACUCAUAUCCAACUCUAUAUUUCACUAGCUUGGGUGCCAGUCUCUCUGUUUUGCCAAUGUGAGGCAUAAAUGUAGCAUUGUAGAGUGAUACCCAGGCUAUACUAUUCAACCUCUCUAAAAAAUAAUAAUAUUUCUCUGUGUGUACUAAGGGCCACAGAUGGACAGAUUCAAACCAGAGCCUGAUCCUGGAUCCCCGGUCCCCAUCUCUGUCCCCAUUGUCGCCCCGCUUUUCCGGUCCCCCUGCCUUCCCGGUCACACCUUCCUUCUUCGGCCUCCCUGCCUUCCCCUCUAUGGAGGAGGUGAGGAGGGUUAGUGUGACGUCCCCCACCACAGAGAGGAUGGCCUGGCCUGGCUCGGACACACCCAUGGUGAGACCCCCACCCUCUGGAUAGAUAGGUCCUUAACGGGGAAUCAGUAGGAUGGGUGUGAUUUAGUCCUACUUAUCAAUCAAACAAUAUGGCUUCUCAUGAUUGGCUGAGAUUAUGCUGUCUGAUGGAGAAUAUGGGUGUGGCUAAAGACUCAGCUGGGAAGAUGACAGGAGAAGAUCUGGGGCAGGCCUAUGAUGCUGUACGAGUGGCCAACAAGUCAGUCCUUGUUUCCUGAUCAAUACCUUCACAGCAAUAAAUAUGUUUUAUUGUGACAUACACCGGAUAGGUGCAGUGUAAUGUGUUGUUUUACAGGGUCAGCCAUAGUAGUACAGCGCCCCUGGAGCAAAUUAGGGUUAAGUGCACAUCGACAGAUUUCUCACCUCGUCGGCUCGGGUAUACGAACCAGCGAUAUUUUGGUUACUGGUCCAACACUCUAACCGCUAGGCUACCUGCCACCUUUUAUAUAUUUACAUUUUGUUACCAUAAACGAAUGCAGAUAGAUUCUACCCCCAGUCUGUGUGUUCCUGUCAGGUUCCUGGAGAGCCAGCUGCGGAGCCAGCACUCUCAGAAGGAGGCGGAGUUGGAGGCCCUGAGGCUGCAGGUUAAACUGACCUGCUCUGACCCCUCCUCCACUGCAUACCAGCAGGUAGGGCCUCAUUUCAGUGGUCUGGCAUCUUGAGGUGGAUUAUAGUGCAGAUACUGUAACUUUGGGCGUCGCUGCUAUUAAUGUGUCAUAAUGGUCCUGUAUGUGUGCUCACUGUUCAGUACCUGGUGGAGCUGGUCGAAGCCAGGGAGCGGGAGGUCUGCAGACUGAGGAGAGAACUAAGCGCGCUGAGACACACAGCCACACUCAGGAGACCACUGACACAGACAGGUCUGGAAAAACACACACAAUUAUUAUACAGUACACCUGAAAAAUGCCAAGUCCACAGAGGAUUCCCCUGCCCCCCUGGCCAAGGCUGGGAUUGUCACAGGGCUGCUGGAGUGUAGGAAGAGGGACGAGGCCAAGCUCAUGAAGACCCUGAUAACAGGUAGGAUCCCCGACCCCAACCCUAACCCCAGCCCAAACCCUAAAUAUAUCCCCAGCCCUAACUCCAUCCCCAACUCUAACUCCAGCCCCAACUCCAGCCCCAACCCUAACUCCAGACCCAACUCUAACUCCAUCCCUAACCCUAACCCCAGCCCCAACCCUAACCCCAGCCCCACCUCCAGCCCCAACCGUAAACCCAGCCCCAACCCUAACCCCAGCCCCACCUCCAGGGCCAACCGUAAACCCAGCCCCAACCCUAACUACAGGGCCAACCAAAAUUUUUAUAACAAUAAUAAAAUAAAAUAA